Molecule: messenger RNA, 735 nt
Organism: Symbiodinium necroappetens
Lineage: Eukaryota; Dinophyceae; Suessiales; Symbiodiniaceae
Source: the annotation of a GenBank genome assembly
AUGGACUCUUUGGGCGAGUUCAACGUCUCGCCGCGCCAGGACUUGCUUGACGAUGCUGGCCCUGACUAUGUGGCUCCCUGCAAUGAGCAAGUUAGUGGGGCAGUGCCUGAGGUCACUGAGCAGGACUAUGUCGACGAGCUGGCUGUCGCACCAGCUCUUUCGACCCGGCUACCGGCUACCUGUGCCGCCGACAAUGGUGACGUGCUUUGCGUGUCGACAGCAGUCCCCGUGAGCACGCCCUCAGGAUGUCAGCACAAGAAGCCUGAGUUUGACAGAGCUUGGGAGUUCCUGUUCCUGUUCGAGCUGACCGAAAACAGAGAAACCCCCUCUUCGAGAAGCUGGCCAACCUGUUAUCUAGGAAAACAGCCCACUGCAUGUUGUACUUUGAGAAGCCCACUGGUAAGUGCUUUGUCCAGCGACUCUGCCGGCUCUGUGAGGUUGAUGAACUGCACUGGUGCGGAGCCUGUGCGCUGGCUGUUGGCGUUAAAAAUGCUGGCGACCUUUUCUGAAAGUAUCAUAGCACAGCGCUACGAAUCCUGCGGAUGCCACGCGCAAGGGCAUGCAAAGGUCUUCGGAGAUGCUGGCCCGAACGCCCACAUCCACAAGCAAAUCCGGCAAAGACGCCAAUCAACCCCUUGGCUCCUUGAAGGAGAGCCCUGUGCCUCCGAGCCCAGCGCAGACAAGGAGGCUCCUGAGAAGGGCAAUUUACGCAAUCGAGAGGUUAGCAGUGCUUGA